UAUGGUUAAAAGAAUUUUUGCUAGAGUUCGGCACUGAUAAGUCGAUUUGUUUGUUACGUGUGCGCGCACAGAGCCCUUUGGGGUCCGACCAACGUACCGAACAGGAUAAUCGAGGAUACUGAAGUGGAAAAAGAAGAAGGAGCUCCAAGGCUGUUGCCUUGAUAAAUAUAAACAAUGGCUUCCCUUGAGGUUUCUACACCCUCGCCACCUUCCCGAGUACACACACCAAGUACCCCAAAGUUUGGUUACGCUGAUUCCUGGGAACCUUUUUCUCCCCGCAAAUCUGCACGUAUUUCAGCACAACGUUCUAGCCAACGCACUCCUUCUCCUCGACCCACCCGUCGCAUCCGCGCAUCUACUAAAUCUACAUCUGUGGACUCUUUUAACCCACCUACUACUCCUCAGAAGAACCGUAAGCCCACCAUGGAUUCGGUUCGUCGCGCUCCUAGUACCUUGGUCGGCCAGGGUACUGCUGCCAACGUCGCAGAAUCAAUUGGUACUGCUUCAUCCCAGCAGAGCUCUUCCGCUACUCUUGUUGCUUCAUCCCGAUCGGGCACCACGCUGCCUACCCCGGCUAAGACCCCUCUCAAGACACCUGAUGAGACUUCCAAGGCCAAGGUCCUUUCCAUGGCGCGCAGCCUCUUCUCGUCUGAUGAUGAUGCUAUGCCUAUCACUAAGAAGAGAAAGGCCAAGAAGUACACUGGAAUUACACUAGAGAGCUUCACCGCCGAGAACGAUGAGGCGCCAAUUGAGAUCUUUACCGAUACCCGCGAUCGCAUCCCAGAGAUUGGCAACCCAGCUGAUAAUCCAUUUUACGGCGAAUCCUCCGAACCUUCUAAGAAGCGAGGAAAGGGCAAGCUAGUCUCUAUCCCGGGUGAAGGACAGCAGUCUAUGGAGGAAGCUCUCAAGCGAACCGAUGGAGCUGUCUAUGUAUUUCGAGGAAAGAGAUUCUUUCGCAAAUUUACCCGCGAAGAAGUAGCCAGCGAACCGGAUGCAGAGGAUGAAGAAGAGGAAUUAGACAACAACCUCGCCAGUGCCCGCCGCAUUCGUCCAUUGACCCGCUCAUCUAUUAAGCCUCGCCUUUUGUUCCCCUCAGCCCAGAAGGUCCAGAAGGUCAGCACUGUCGAAGACGAAGAGGCAGUUACAGACAUUGAAGACCAAGCUACCAACGAUGUCCAAGAAGAUCAGGCCGAGAUUGAAUCUGCUCGCACAGCUCCCCCGGCUACUGAGGCCCCCGUCGUCGGUGUCGCAGCUUCUGCAACCACCGCAGUCUCUAUGGCUCCCACUACUCCCACGCGCGCUACAAGCAAAAAGCCAGGUACACCCGCCGCGCCCCAAUUUGCACUUGCGUCGCCUCCCUCCACCGUUCGAGCUACACGUGCAAGUGAUAGAGUCCGUGCAUCGGAAACCCCGAUCAAGUCGCGCAGCCCCUUCGAUGGCUGGCGUAAAACUAAGAGUCGAGCCGCGCCGCGCGGUCAGAAGAGAGAAGGCGACUCACUCACUCGAGGCAGCGAGUCUAAACGCCAACGUGCUUAGUCUGCAGACAUGUCUGGGUUUUGGGUUCGAUUUGCAGAGUUGUGCGACGU
Messenger RNA from Hypoxylon fragiforme, 1586 nucleotides. RefSeq lists its product as uncharacterized. NCBI's taxonomy places the organism in Eukaryota, Fungi, Ascomycota, Sordariomycetes, Xylariales, Hypoxylaceae. Bases 175 to 1536 code for a protein of 453 amino acids. The transcript is spliced from 2 exons. The record is from RefSeq and is a predicted model, not a curated record.